CAGAAGCAGAGAGCUGUCCAGAUGAACUCUAUGGCUCCUAACUCUAGGGGCUGACAAGAUGACGUCGGCUGGUCUUUUGGUCUUCUGCUCGGUACUCACCAGGACAUUAUGCGUUAUUGCUCCACAGAUACCAGAUUUCAAAACCGGUGACAAGAUGAUCAUCAACGGUCCCUUUUGGCACGAAGUCUUCACGGAGACUUACGAAGACCACGAUGAUGACCCGUCUACUACUACUUCGGAACCGCUGCCUUUCUUCGAAGAUGAUGCUUCUACUAAUAAUGUGACGGCUCAGCUUGGGUCGAGAGUGCACCUACACUGUCGAGUGCAUGAUUUGGGGGAGAAGACGAUAUCCUGGGUACGUCGCCGCGGCGAAGAACUUCACCUCCUAUCCUUCGGCCGUCACACUUAUUCAGCUGACUCCCGCUAUUCCUUAGCCUUCGAACAUCCCAACGAUUGGAGACUCCUCAUCCAGUACGUCAGUGAAAGAGAUGAGGGGUUCUACGAGUGUCAGAUUUCUACGCACCCUCCUUUAGUUAGAAGAGUCCAUCUUAGUGUUGUUGUGCCAAAAGUGGAGAUCGUAGAUGAAAGAGGCCGGCCACUACAGGACAAGUUCUACAAGGAAGGGUCCAUCAUAGAACUCCGUUGUGUGGUCAGCGAAGUACCACAGCCAACCAGACAGGUCAACUGGAAGCAUGGAACGAGAUUGCUCAACUAUGACACUAAGAGAGGAGGCGUGAGCGUGAAGACAGAGGCGACAUCCAACGGUGCUCUCUCUCGGUUGUACAUAGCGAACGCCAAUAGAAACGACUCGGGGAACUACACGUGUUCGUUGGCAGACGUCGCGGCCUCUGCUGUAUCCGUGCACGUGUUAAGAGGCGAAAACCCGCUAGCGAUGCAAAGGGGCGGCGCAGCGGGCUGUUCCGAAUCAUUGCUGGCUCUCCUUGCGGCCUUCAUCAGCUGACAUAUAGCCAGCGCGUCAUGUACGCGCUCCAUUGCGUAACCUACCUAUAGUCACAAUUACUAUGUUCGUAAACGCUAGACUAAUCUUUCCAUGUCGAUGUUUCUCGCGGAUGCAUUUUAUUUUUAUUUACAAAAAUAUAGUCGGUAAGCUAUUUAUUAGCUUGUGUUAAGGGUGCUGACACAUCUGAUAAACUUCAUAUAACGACACCCAGACCACAGCCAAUAAGCAUUGCUUAUCACACAAAUGUUGACUGUACCGAGAAUUGAACCUGGGUCCAUCAGUUUGGCAGAUCCGGCAUGGUGACCAUUGCAUCAGCGAGGUCGUCAACCAUUUUGAACCCUAAUUUUAUCUACAGAAAAUUAUUUGUCGGGUGCUUGAUUUAUUCUUAUCUUGUUGUCGUAAAUUAAGACGAUAUUUAACAAUCUACUUGUUUUCGUGUCGGUCUCUCGAAGGGACUUAACGAGCGGACAGAAUUGAGGUCAAACGAAUACCAUUUCUGCACAUUCUUCUAGAUUUUUCCAUUUCCAAGGAAGGAUUAUACGACAGGUUAAUUUGGAUUUAAUUUCAGAUGAAUCUGGGAAUUUAUUUCGUCUAUUAGUUUGGUUUGAUUGUAACGUUCAUAACUAGGUUACAAUGAAUUGUUAGAAUAACGUUAUUUUCCACCGAGGCAAUUUCAGAAAUGAGAAUCGAAAAUCAAACAUUAACAAAACCUACUUUAGUUUUUAACUGAAGAAAGAAACACACAUAUUUACUGAGUUUUAAUAUCAAACGCUAUUAUUUACAGGAUGUAACCAACUCUAACCUACAACAAGGUCAUGGAUAUAAGAAUCACUUGAACGCAAAAAUCAAAGCUUUACCGUUGACAACUCACAACUCGAGACUCGUAAAAAAGUACUCGAGUUGCCGUCACAGUUUCGAGAUCCAUACAUUUUAUGACUGGAAACGGUAACUGAGGAAUCUUUAUAGCCCUUUUAUGGGCUAUCGGUCACACGCACGCACCCAUGCAUGGCAUAUUAAAGAUUUCCACACGCUUUCCACCCGCUUUCCACCCGCAAGUUUCAUCAAAGUAAUGACAUGUCAAAUUUUAUUUAUUGCCCAUAAAAUGGAGGUUAUCUAAACUCGAUUUGUUGAUCGGAGGUUUAAUGUGUGUUCUGAGUUAAAAUAUUAAAGGAGAAACGGUACUUUUGUAUGAACAACUACCUCGAAAUUUCAAAAUUGCUCAACAGUGAUAAAAUCCACUUUUCAAAAUUGCUCAAAAGUGAUAAGACCUUUGUCCUAUGAUGCUCUUGGCGAGUACUCUACAUGUUCAAAUCCCGCGAGCGAAUUUAGCGCAUAUAAAUAAAAUAGUGUCUUCGACCAUUUAAAACUUAUGUUAUGUUAGUAAAUGUACAACGUCCAACAUGUGAAGGUGGAAAACACCAUGUUCGCGCGCAAUUCGAACAUGACGGCCAUUAAAUGAAAUAAGUGCUCGCCAGGAGCUUUCAAAAGACAUAGGUCGCUUUUUAUGGAAAUCAUCAAAUGAUCUCUCCCGCUGUGGGUUAGCAGCGUGAGGGAGUGUCAGACUCUUACUGACUAAAGACUAAAACCCAACCCAUUUAUGUACCAGGGCUGGGGCACUCCUUCGAACAAUCCUGCAGACCCGGCAGGCCUUGGCCCUGGUAGAUCCCGCUGCGGAUGACUAAGUCUCAUUACUGUUGGCAAUGUAAAAAUGGGUACAAAUUGACGCACGGUGAACUUUUUACCGUUCCAUUGAAUAAAUUCAAAAAAAUAUUGUUGUAAAGUAUUUGAAAGAUAAAUGGAAGUUGGUUUAGAAUUUUUGAAGUUUUCCAAGUUUCGUUUCAAGGAAUCCUAGUUUGGAAAUAGUUUUGGUAUUCUAUUCGAAAUAUGAAAUGGACGAUCAUUUAUAGCAAAACUUUUUUUAUUGUAAAAUAGAACAAGGUUUUAUUCUACAUUGAGUUACCAAAAUAUAUUGUUUAGGCUUACUCAACAAUGGAAAAAUUUAUCAUAUCUUUUUUUAGCUGUCAUUACAAUAAGUUACUGUAUCUGAUUGUGAAUAUUUGUGAUAUAGCCAAGUUUUAUAUUUUUUACUGGUAAAUGUUUUGCGUCUAAAACACUGAAAAACAAAUUGGUUAUAUUUGACUUCAAUUUAGUUAUUACGAAACAUAAAAUCUACCGAAUAUUUCAGCACCCUUAAAAAUAUUUUCCUCAAAGCAGCCGUUUCCUCUGAAAUAAUUUUAAAAGUAUUGCAAUUUGUAACCAUUAAUUCUCAUUCAAGCCAAAGUUCAAACAACUGUUUUUUUUUUUAUAUACAAAAUCGGGUAAGUCAUUAAAAGUACAUCCGCGAGCAAUGCCGACUUCGUUCUCUUAAAGUAUUAAAAUUCUAAAUGAUAAAAAAAUGUUAUUUUAAACUCUAUUUCGUAGUAAGUUAAGUUCACUGUCGGUUGUGUGGGUUUCCUUUCGGCUAACAGUUUAAGUUUUCAAAGAAAACUAUAAAAAAUCGUGUUGAAGUUUGUUUAUAAGAGUACCCGUAUACUGUAGACUAAACAGUCGGUCGACAGUUGACCCGUUGCUUGGCAACCAAUAUUUCUAGUUUUCAGUCUCGUACCGGCUAAAUACCUGAUCUUUGUAAUGUGCGUACUACCUAGGUACCAUUCAUCUUCAUACUGAUUUAUGAGCCCAAACAAACUAUCGGCCGACAAAAAAUUUGCAGUGUGUGAAAACUCUAAAUCAUAUUGUCACAUUUUGUUAUAGUCUAAAUUUUGUAAGCCCUAUAUUUUUAUUACUAUUUUUAUUUAAGUGUCCUUCAGAAGUGUACUAGCUACUCGAAUUACAUUGAACAAAAUCUAAUUUAUACGAAAUACGAAACUUGCCGAAUAAAAAUAGCUUUAGCCUACUUGAACCCUGAUUAAGAUUUAAUAGGUCAUCAACAGUCUUUGAGUGCUUCGAGAAGUCUCGGAUUUUGGCUUGGAAAAUCUUAAUAUAGUUAACAACAUUAAUUUUUAACGUAUCACGCUACCACGGACCAGAUAUAUUUCGCGACAACCUUUUUAUCGUCCCACUGCUGGGCACAGGCCUCCUCUCACACGGAGAAGGAUUGAGCGUUAAUCACCACGCUUGCUCAAUGCGGAUUGGUGACUUCAGACUCUAUAGUCCACGUUUCCUCGGGAUGUUUUUCUUCAUCUUUUAAUCAGCAAUUAGUGUCUAAGAUAUACUUAGAAAGUACAUACAAACUUAGACAAGUUACAUUGCUACUUGGAUGACCUGGUAUCGAACGCAAACUCAUACAUGAGAGGUUGGUGCUUUACCCAGUAGGCCACCACGACUAGACAGGAUCAUCAUCAUCGUCAUCAGCCUAUCGCAGUCCACUGCUAGCAAAGACUAUAAAACCACUUGACUGCGCAUACAGUGCCCCGACGCUCGCCAAAAGUUAGUGAUUUUGCGCGUACUAUAAGGCUACGAUCAGUACGAUCCUUUAGUAGCGACCUUGAACUGACCAAUAGUAGCCGCGGAUUAUGCGGCGUCCCCCCGCCCGCAGUGGUGAGUCGUGUUCUUAGAAGAAAUUGGCGAGUGCGCUCUCUAGUGGUUAUUUACUUUAUGACUGCUAGAGAUAGGCCUCUCCAAGUGCACGCCACUGAGAUCGAUUGUCUGAGGACAGGAUAUUAAAAUUAAAAAUAUAAAGUUAUUUGCUCAUACAACAAGAUAUAAUAUUGUUUGUUGUGUACCGUAGUGGGUUGUAUAAUUAAACAUGUUAAUAUGUCCACAAUGUGUAUGUUAAAGGCGAAAAUAUAUUUAUGUUUCGUUAUGAAACGGCUGACCACACAGGAAUGGGCUGUGUUCAAUUUUAAAUGGUUUAAACCGCAAAUUACAUAACAAUUCGUAAAAAGGGAAUAAUUUCGGAAACACAUAAAAAAACGUCUUCAAUAUUAUACCUAAAACCUUCUUCUGAGUCUGCCCAAUAUUAUGCUGAAAAUCGGUUCUGCCAAACGUGAGAUAAACAUGCACAAACAUACAUACUUGCAGGAAAACUAAGAAUCUCCUCUUUAAAGUUAAAAGGAAACACAUAUCCGUACUUAUUACAACCCUAUUACUUAUUUAAUGAUAACUUUGAAACGUGAAAUGAUUGAAAUGGAAUAUCAACGGUUUGAAUUCCAAUUUUCAGUUAACUUUGUUAAGUAUGUGAAAUCAGUAGUUCUCAUAAUGUCAUGAUAUUGCAUAUUAAUAAUUCCAGCUAUCCGAAAUUGAACCUUGCUUACGUAACUACAGAGUCUAUAUUAACUUGAUUGCAAAUUAAUAUUGAGAAUAUUGAAAUUAUUAAUGGCAGUCCUCUUUGCGAGUUUCCUUAUAAAAUUAUUUGAAUAUUUUUUAUCGUGAGCUCUGAGUAAUUUAUCUCGCUGAUAAUAUUUUGAUAAAUUGAGCCUAGGCGCGCUUGAUCGAUGUUCUGGCGAAGUUUCGAGUUCAUUUGUAAUGUUCACAGUAAUUUUUUAUUAAUGAAAAAGUCUAUUUGAAUAUAUUGUCUUUAUCCUGGCACUUAUUUUUCACUAGUUUGUCUUCGAGUCAAGGAAUCUCCUUCCCGCAUAUGUAUAAGUAGCCAACCUACCAUUCUGAUACUCCAUCAUCUCCUAUGUUGCUUACUAUGUUGGGGUCGGUUUCCAAUCCAACUUGGUGCAGCUGAGUACCAGUGUUUUACAAGGAACGACUGCCUAUCUGACUUUCUCAACCCUCUUUUCUCCUCAGUUAUUCUGAUACUGUCUCCUCAAAAUAUAUCCAGAAAUAAGAAAUAAAAAUCUGUAUGAAAAUAUUGUGUUACGGUACUUACUUAUAAUACGGUACUUACUUAUAAUAAAGUUACCUUUGGACUACUAGGUAAUAGUAAUGAUCAUGUAAACAAAAAUACCAGUAUCGACAAAAGAGAUUGAUUGUAUACCUCUCUAUCAAAACAAGUGUAUCAUUUGUGUGGGUCUUAAUUGUGUAAAGACAAUUCUUAGAGCAUUCAACCAACUGGAGGCGAAAUGAGAACAAAGCUCUGUGUGAAAAAUCAGCCAACAAAAAAAUACUCCUGUAUAUUUUGGAUCACAUCGUUAGGCAAGCAUACUAUGAAAUUGACAAAAACAAGCAUAAACGUGAUGCAUAAGUCCAUACGAGUAUGAUUGGCACUAUAUUGCCUUUAGCAGAGAGGAGGGGGUCAGAUUGUAGCAAUAGGUGUACAAAGAACUCAGGAUUUUUAAUAAAAUAAGGCUCCAGUGAUCGGCAUCGCAAUGAUCAAUGGUUUCCCUGAAGAUGAGUAGCAAAAGUCAGUAUAAAACUUGAGAGGUGUCAAGGGACACCCGGAUGGAACGAAGUUCCUUUCGAUUAAUUAGUGAGAGAGAGAUAGACAGACACACAGAGAAACAUGCGACGCCGCACAGCUUACAAUAGCUUACUAUAGCAAAAAGUGUCGUGGCAACAUUUUCGUAAGAUUUUUUUCCGUCUAGCCCCCUUUCACAACGCGCGAUAAGGAACUUCGUUCCAAAAGACACCAAAUGGCGUCUCCAGUUGGUUCAAUACUCUAAGAGACAGUGUAAUUUCAGUGCCCCUCACGAUGCGGCUCAUUAGUCUAAUCAUCUACGCAAUGUUAUAGGUACCUACAUUAGUUUUUUAUUGUAUUUUUGUUACCAAGCCGUGUUACCUUGUUUAUAUAUGAGAAGUAGGUACAGAUGUACGUAUUCACUGAUAACUGAUAAACACAGUAAGUGGUUAAAGUAUUGUGAAGAAAUGGUUGAAAUAAUUACUAAUUCACUUGAAAUUUUAAUUUUUUGGGCUUUGCACUGUUCUGAAAAAAACUGUGAUCAAGAGUUGGUUCUAUCUGCUACACGGUGUGUUUAUAACAAUAUUUUUUGAGGAAAAUGAGUGAUGAAAAAUUCCUUACUGCGUCUAGGAUUCAAUUCCCAAGUUGGCCAUUUUUUUGUAUUGUUCUAUGACAGUUUUGUUUUAUCUCCAGAGGAUGACAUCGGUUUAAGACUUGUUUGAAAUAGGCUGUAACCGUAAUUGGUAAAAAAUGCUCAUUACUAAAUGCAGCUACAACUCUAUCUACCUUUCAUGUAAAACAAUCGCAAUGUCCUGUAAAACACAUACCCUUUGAAGUGUUAAUUUACAUAAUUAUCGCAUUAUAUUUCAACAAUAUGAGUUGUUAAUCUGUAAGCGAAUCGCUUUUGAAUUUUCACCCAUUGAACGAUACACAAUGUGACGCAAAUACAUAAAUUGAUGUCCAACGUAAUUUUAUUCAAAUUGGCUUUAAUUUGGUUACAAAAACAACUGGAAUUAUUUAAUAUGUUCAUUGAAAGUAGUUGACAGGGGCAUCAGUAUUCCGCAUUUAUCUACCGCGAAAUUAUUGACAUGACCACGUAACGUGAUGUGUACUAAAUAUGUAUUAAGCAUUCCUUGCAUUAUUUGUUUGCUUUCUAAUGGAACUAUUUGCAGCACUGGGUUAAAAAGUUGUUGAGCGCUAUAUUGAUGUAGGAAGCUAAAUUACUGUCAAGUUUCAUCAAAAUCCGUUCAGAUGUUUGUAGUUUAAGAAGUUACAAACAUCCGCGUAACAUAGGUACACAGAAACUUUCACCUUUAUAAUAUCAGUCAGUUUGUGGGUUUGGAUAUUUGGAUGUUUGUUCCUCUAUCACGCUUUACAGCUGAACAUAAUAAGCUGCAAUUUGGCGCACACGCAUCUUAACACAUAGGAUACUUUUAUCCUGGUGGUUUUAUGGUAUGGUAAGUUGACCCCGUUACGCGAGUGAAACCUUCCGCGGAAGCUCGUAUUGCUUGAAAUUUUAAUUACACUACCAAAAUAAAUAUAACCAACAGAUAUUACACCGCAUAGUUAUUGUUCAUAUUCAAAAUAUUUCAGGUGCUUUUUGCCAAAAACAUUUUAGAUUGAAUUUGCAUAAUUGGCAUUAUAUUCAAAAAUUGCCCGCGAGCCAUGUUUUGGUUAUAAAUCGCAUAAUUAAAAUUUACUAUGAAUUUUAAUGGUUUUUAUCAACGUUAUUUUAAAAUAGGCUAUAAUCAUGUUUGUGUGGGGAAUUAAUUAUAACCUAUUUAUUUGUUUUGUUUAUCAAGUUUAACUACAAUCUAAUGUGUGAACACUUUUGUUAUAUGUAUAAUAUACAUAUGUUGCACGUGAUAAGAGACACUUUGUAUGCUUUGGAAUCGGAAAAAUCAUAAAUUAAUACGUGCAAUCACAACUUUUAGAAAAACACAUUGAAAUAAAACAUAUAGCAAGAAAAAUCAAUUACACCCCAAAUAAAAUAGUAAAUGUUAUAAUAAAAAUAAAACUUAGAAAAGACAUAAAGUAGGUCAUAUAUAAAGAUGUCAAAAACAGACGAUAUCCUCGAUAGUUAAUAGACAAUAGAUAUGUUUGGACAAAAAGAUAAAAGGAGUCUGUUUGACGCGCUGACAUAAAAAUAUUGUCUCUGAUCGUGAGUGAAAAACAUGAUAUACUCGUAUGUAUGUAAGAAAAAAAGGGAAGUUCAGUAACUAAACAAAAGAAUUGUAGCUACUAGUGUUUUUUAUUAAGCAGUAGCUACAGAUUUUUUUUGAAAAAUAAUUAUUUCCUGGAAAAAGAAUACGAGUUUUAACAUCUCUAAUCAUCAUUAGUCUUUCAUAUUGAUCCACUUCAGGGCUGCGCUCUUCUCUUAGAAAGAAGAAAUGAGCGUUAAUUUCAAAAUUUUCAGUCCUUACUCAAUGAAAUCACCCAUAACAUCUUUAAGUUGCAUCUUUGGCAUUCAGAUAAUUAACGAAACUAAUUAAGGGCAGGGCCGUAUUACGAUAGCAUUUUUGGAAAUGUACCUAUUAGACAGACACAGAAUUAUGUUAGUUAGACGUAAAACAAAAAUAAGAUGAACACCCUCUCCAGAAGCUGGUAUCAAGCAACUCUAGAAAUAAUAAAAUAUAUUAUCUAAUCGGCAAACAAUAUAUUCCUUCAAUAAUAUUAAAUUACGUUCCGUCUUUACUUCUACGAUACUACACGAAAAAUUGUCGCCAAGUUUAACCAAAAACAUUGUUCAUAUUUCGUUGAGCAAAUUUUAUCAAUAUCGAUAAUUACGUGCCGGGAAUCGAAUAGAAUUUUAAUCGAGUCGGCGGCAGAUAAAUUGGCGAAUUUUAAGAUUGUUCCACGGUUUCGUAAAUUUAUUGGACAUCGGGUCGCUGAUAUUUUAUAAAGGUAUUAAAUAUCAGUAUCGAUAUCGCGAUAUUUUGUAUUAGUUUUGUAAACUUCGAAAAGGUAUGCAUAAUAUUUAUUCCGAUCAUUCGAAACUCUAAUCGAUAAGUUUUACAGUUGGAGUCCGAUUUUGGUAUCUAAUUGAAAAUGAUUUUUUAUUAAUUGAAUUUACAAACUCUGAAAUGAAGCAUUUUGUAAUGU
Helicoverpa armigera (cotton bollworm) is the source of this 9347-nucleotide messenger RNA. RefSeq names its product lachesin. The transcript has 6 exons. Bases 59 to 961 code for a protein of 300 amino acids. Gene Ontology annotation, cellular component: neuron projection membrane. Gene Ontology annotation, biological process: synapse organization. The record is from RefSeq and is a predicted model, not a curated record. NCBI's taxonomy places the organism in Eukaryota, Metazoa, Arthropoda, Insecta, Lepidoptera, Noctuidae.